This is a messenger RNA of Papilio machaon (common yellow swallowtail), 1357 nucleotides long. Its product is annotated as protein disulfide-isomerase TMX3. Bases 20 to 1300 code for a protein of 426 amino acids. The record is from RefSeq and is a predicted model, not a curated record. Gene Ontology annotation, molecular function: protein disulfide isomerase activity. The transcript is spliced from 8 exons. NCBI's taxonomy places the organism in Eukaryota, Metazoa, Arthropoda, Insecta, Lepidoptera, Papilionidae. Gene Ontology annotation, cellular component: endoplasmic reticulum. Gene Ontology annotation, biological process: peptidyl-cysteine oxidation.
UGAUUUAUCUAAAGUUACAAUGAAGUUAUUGAGUGGACAUCUUUUUUUCUUUAUAAUUGCCUUCUCAUCAGUGUCAUCUUCACGUGUCUUGGAAUUAAGUGAUAAAUUUAUCGAUUUAAGCGGCGAUGGAAUGUGGUUUGUAAAGUUCUAUGCUCCAUGGUGUGCGCAUUGUCGGCGUUUGGAACCAAUAUGGGCACAUGUAGCCCAGUCUUUGUACAAUACCGCGAUUAAAGUGGCAAAAGUGGAUUGUACACGUUUUCCAACAGUAGCUACUCACUAUAAAGUGAGGGCUUACCCAACAAUAAUGUUCAUUAAGGGAUCACUUCAACAUGAGUAUACCGGUGAAAGGGAGAAAGAUGAUAUGGUUAAGUAUGCCAUGAGGAUGGCUCAGCCAGCUGUUCAGAGAGUCACACAUGCAGAUAGCAUUGGAUAUUUAAAAGAAUCUCACAAUAUCUUUUUUGGUUAUGUUGGAAAGACGGAGGGAAUUUUAUGGGAAAUGUUUGCUCUUCAUGCUGAAAAAUAUCAACCUCAUACCUGGUUUUAUGUUAUGUCUAAAGAUGUGAUUAAAAAUGAGAUAGAUGGCCCACAUAAUGAGACUGCUGUAUUUGUUUAUAAAGAGGAUGGAGUAUACUUAUUUGAUGCUUCUGAAGAUCUGCUUAGGGACCAAGAAGCUUUGAACACAACCUUAGAUAAAUGGAUCAAUACUGAACGGUUUGGAUUUUUCCCAAAAAUAACCAGAGCUAACAUUAACCACUUUAUGGACAUUAACAAAUACAUAGUGAUAGCAAUAGUGUCUGAGAACAAGCUUGGGGAAAUAACACAAACUGAGAGAGAUUUUAAGGAUAUGAUUGAAAGUAUUAUUCGAAAGAAGAAAUCUGAACUUCACGAGAAUUUCCAAUUUGGAUGGAUGGGAACUCCAGAGUUGGCAAAUUCUAUUGCCAUGUCUGACUUGACAGUUCCCCAUUUGCUGGUGUUGAACUCUACCACAAGCCAUCAUCACAUUCCUGACGAUGACCCUGUCCUGAUGACACCCGAAGCUGUUGUAUGGUUCCUCGAACAGAUAUACAACCAGCAGGCGCCUACAUAUGGUGGUGACUAUUGGCUGAUCCGCUUGUACCGAGCAUUCUACGAGGCGCGGACAACGCUGGGCAGCAUGUGGCGCGGCAAUCCCGUGCUCACCGCGCUCGUCUUCGGCCUGCCGCUCGGCUUUCUUUCUCUCAUCUGCUAUUCCGUCUUCUGCUCGGACAUCCUCGAUUCCGAUGAAGAUGAAGAGAUCGAAUCCCACGAAAAGAAGGACUAAGUCGCCGAAUAUAAAUUUUAACAAUUAAAAUUAGUCGAAAAAUUUGAAGCCCCGAAA